Molecule: messenger RNA, 5135 nt
Organism: Girardinichthys multiradiatus
Lineage: Eukaryota; Metazoa; Chordata; Actinopteri; Cyprinodontiformes; Goodeidae
Product: monoacylglycerol lipase ABHD2
Exons: 14
Coding region: 521-1816 (431 amino acids)
Biological process (GO): medium-chain fatty acid catabolic process; medium-chain fatty acid biosynthetic process; acylglycerol catabolic process
Cellular component (GO): sperm flagellum; sperm plasma membrane
Molecular function (GO): acetylesterase activity; monoacylglycerol lipase activity
Source: RefSeq, a predicted model, not a curated record
GCAGAUUGUUCUAGGAAGUGGGCUGUCAGAGCUGUGGCGAACACUACCUCAGCUGCUGUGUCCAGCUCUGUUUUUCUUGGACCUUUUAUGUUUCUUUCAGCAGAGGCAUGGUCCGCAUCACACCGCUGCGUUUCAGAGACACCAUCAGCGCAUAAGACGGCCAGGCGCCAUAAUCAGCGAGGAGGUUCCCUGAUACUCCCCCAGCGGAGGUGUGUCUAGAUGAUUAAAGGGAAACUUGCUGGGCCCUGUGAGAGUCGUGAGAAAGAGGAAGAGUUGGGCAAAGAGCAGCUGACACAAAGUGUCGUUAUUUACGCCUUAUUCAGCUUUGACAGCCUACACCACUUGGACUGUAACAUUAAAGAGAAAAAACGUCCUGCAGAGAGAGGUUUGACCGCAUCACUGUGGGUUGAAGAGACGUCACCUCUUCACAUUUGACUUCCGAGUCGAGUUUAAUCGGAGGGGAGUCUGAGCUUAAACUAUUUUUCCCUGACGGGCACGAACGUGUAUAUCAAGCAUAAUCAUGCACACCCACGAGUCGGACCUGUACACCAUCUCCCCUGAGAUGCCGGCCAUGUUUGACGGCGUGAAGCUGGCGGCUGUUGCCACGGUGCUCUACAUCAUCGUCCGCUGCUUGAACCUGAAGAGUCCCACCGCACCACCAGAACUCACCUACCAGGACACGGCACUCAACCGCUUCCUGCUCAAGUCCUGCUCUCAGCUGACCAAAGAGUACGUUCCGCCAUUGCUGUGGGGUAAGAGCGGUCACCUUCAAACGGCGCUGUAUGGUAAACUGGGUCGGGUGAGCUCACCUCACCCCAGUGGAAUCCGGAAGUAUCUGCCCAUGCAGGAUGGAGCCACGGCAACGUUUGACCUCUUUGAGCCCCUGAAGGACCAUCAAACAGGAGACGACAUCACCAUGGUGAUAUGUCCUGGCAUUGGGAACCACAGCGAGAAGCAUUACAUCCGGACCUUUGUGGAUUACGCCCAGAAGGACGGAUACAGGUGUGCUGUGCUGAACCACCUGGGUGCUCUUCCCAACAUCGAGCUCACAUCUCCACGCAUGUUCACUUACGGGUGCACAUGGGAGUUUGCAGCAAUGGUUGGCUACAUUAAGAGGACAUACCUUCAGACCCAGCUGGUCGUUGUGGGCUUCAGCCUGGGUGGGAACAUCGUUUGCAAGUUCCUGGGCGAGAACAGAGUGAACCAGGAGCGGGUGCUGUGCUGUGUGAGUGUCUGUCAGGGAUACAGUGCUCUCAGGGCUCAGGAAACAUUCCUUCAGUGGGAUCAGUUCAGACGCUUCUAUAAUUUUCUCAUGGCAGACAACAUGAAGAAGAUCAUCCUCUCACACAGGCACAGUCUGUUUGGAGAUGGCUUACUGAAAAAGGUCGAUGCAGACCUCAGUCGACUGUACAUUGCAACAUCCCUCAUGCAGAUUGACGACAACAUCAUGAGAAAACUCCACGGCCACAGCUCCCUCAAAGAGUACUAUGAGAAGGAGAGCUGUGUACAUUAUAUCCACAAUGUGGAUGUGCCACUACUGCUGGUAAACUCUGCAGAUGAUCCUCUGGUUCAUGACUCACUGCUUGCCAUCCCUCGCACUUUAGCAGCAAAAAAGCCGAACGUGAUCUUCGCUCUGACGCUUCACGGAGGCCACCUGGGCUUCUUUGAGGGUGACGUGCUCUUCCCUCAACCCCUCACCUGGAUGGACAAAGUGAUUGUGGGUUUCGCCAACACCAUGUGCCAGUGGGAGAAACAGAAACCCCCCUGCCAAAGUGGCCUCCUCACGGGGAGCUCCUGCAUAGAGGCGAAAGCCUAAACCUCAGUAUCUUUCUCAUUCCUUCUCUUCAUUUAAACAUCUCACACUUUCCAGCACCACAGUUCCAACAUGGCACUGAGGAGACACUUUAAACUGCUCCUUGUCUCCGCCUUCUCCUCCGGUGCUACUCACCACUUCCAAAAAACACACACAUGCCAUUUACACCCAUUUGUAACCACCAUCACCUUACAAGGUGUGAACAACAAAAAAGGAAACUAACUGCCUUCACUUCAGAGCUGGAACAUUUUGUCAGUCUUCAUCAGACAUCAGUGAUGCUCGUAAUGGAUGCAUAGACCAAAUAUCAAGUAGGAUAAAGCUGAGCUGACUUUAGUUUGGGGGUAAAAAAAAAAAAUGCCAGUAUGAUUUUUAUACCAGUGAGAAACAAGCACACGAGAAGUCACAGAAAGCAAUGUCAGCGCGGCUGUUGGUGCCUGUUUCUUGCACCCAUGAGAAGCUCACUGCUUAUCACCGCCAAGCCCAUAGAGCCUAGUCUGCUGUAUUUGUAGUUUGUCUGUUUAUAUGUCUAACUGUGAGAUGUUAAAGAGUACAUCUGUGUGUGUCUGUGUCACGCAGUAUGGGACGUGUGGUCUUUGUGUUGAGCAAAUUCUCCUUUCCUGGGUUGUUGUUGUUUUUUGGGUGAACUGUUGCUUUGUUGUACAGUACAAAAAUGAAGUGAUGCUCUGUAUUAUUUACAGCUCAUAACAUCCUUCUGGUUGAAAAUCCAACUUUUGCAUUUUGUCAGCAGGCAUGACCAGGAACUAACCAUAGAUGAGAUAAUGCCCACAUUCCCUCAUGCAUAUUCCUCUUUGAUCUAGUGCACUUUACACCUCGUAUGCCAUGAUGUUUUGCAUUCACUUAUUAGUGGAAGUGCAAGUAUUAGUAAUGGUUUAGCCAACCUUUGACAAAUAUGAAUAGUUAAAGGGAGCAAGGAUGAUAACAAAAGGUUAUAUGACUCAAAUGUUCCCCAAGCUGUCUUUGAGCCCUCUUACUUUCUUUCACCUUUGAUCAGCUGCAGGUUCAGCUAAGCAGUCAUAUUUAUGCCUCCAUUAACACGUAACACCCCACAGAGGCUAACGCUCAGCUCUGCACAUUUGGUGCAAACAUCACAACAACCGUGUAGACAAAACAAUACAAUAAACUGAUGCGAUGUGGUGCUACUGAAGGGGAAAUCAAAUAAGUAAAAGGUAUUUUUCUUCUAUGAGCUGAGGUUUGGUGAGUAGGAGGGCUGAAGAUACCAAAGUUGAACCAAACUUAUUUUAAUGGAUUGUUUAUCAAAUACCUGUGAUUGUCCUGUAUGUAUAUUUAGAUGGAAGAUGCUGCAUGUCCGGAAGAAAAACAGCUUUCCGUUCUGAGGAUUUUUUUUUUUCAGCCAAUGUAUUUAAGAGCUUAUUGUACUUAUUUAUGUUUUUUCACAGGACUGACUGUUUAAAGUGUUGGAAGCACCGCAGCAUGAUGUCAAAAUCAAACUGUAAUGCUGGGACUAGUGGACCGGUCAGAUCCAGACACUGUUAAAAGUGAACACAAACCAUGUUCCAAGGGCUUAGGAAGCUUCUGUCAAGGUUUCACCCAGACAAGAAACCUGCGGUUGAAAAGUUGCUGCUGAACACUGUGAUGAUGAGACACAUGGGUGGUUUGAAACGAUGAAGUGACUGACAACAGUGCCUUUUGUUAGGCUGUACAAGCCAGUGUUUAUGUUCUAAUACCUGGGUGGUAGUAUUUGUGUUUCUGCUGUAAGAAUCAGAAUACUAUCCAUGCCAAACUUCAUUUUAUGUACUAAUUUAAACUAACUGAGCAGCUAGAAUAACACAAGUAAUGAUAUAAAUAUUUAUAUCUUGAGCCUUUAACGUUUUUAUUGACAGUAGAAAUGGUAGCCUUAGUAUGCUUUUGUUAAAUUGCUUUGCUAGUCUUGACUUAAAUCGGCCAUCGUUAAGGUUUAGGAUUGUUUGUAAGUUUUAUACAUUUCCAUGAAGUCUAUUCAGAGCAGAUACUAUGAAUUCCAGGUAUUAAUCUCACCACAAUGAGAACUGGAUCCAACUUUCCCUCCUUCAACACAGGGCUUCUGCCAGCACUGAACACCAUCCAUAUGCUUUUUGAAAUGUCUUCUGUUUAUUUACUGGGAGGGAAAAUUGAAGGAGAACUUCAUCAGAAUCAGAAAGAAUUAAAAAAAACCAACUCUUUCUAAAGGUUCCUCUGCCCCAGCCCUUGUCCUUCGCCUCUGAUGGCACUGUUGCCAUCUGCUGUCAGGGAGAUUUAACUACAACUCCCAAAUUUUCAUAGCAUCGUGUGCUCAUCCACCCACAGUCUGCUUGCAUGGUUUCACUCGUCCACAGCUCUCGUUUCUUACGAAACAGUCGUGGUUAGGGGUUCUUCAGGCUCACUGAAGGUUCCUCGAUGACACCAGCACUACAUCAGUUUCUGCACUAAGAGCUGUUUGGUUUUCUUUUAAGACUUCUGCCUCUCUCCAACGUUGCACAAAACUGCAAGCUUGGAUGUAUUAUUCAGAUCUUUUUGUUUGUAUCAUUUUAAUUGUUUUGUAUUUUGUCUUUUAUUUUGUUAUUAUUUGCUUGUGCAAAUGCAGUACAGUGUUGUGUAAAUGAGAGAAUACUGUGUCAUUUUAAUACAUCUGAUCAACAGCAACCAAAACUUUACAACAAAAAAGGUGAAUUGGAUAUAUUGGACUUUUUCUUUUAAGGGAGCAGGAAUAUAAACCAAUCACUGCAAUAACCAGUCAGGGAAGAUGUUUUAUAAAACUGUUGAGAUUUAUAACGGGGGGAAAUAUGUUAGACCAAACGUGUUAUGCACAUUUAGAUCAUUUUCUUUUGGGUUGUGGAAUCUUAAAAGUUGUUUUCAUGUCAACAAAAAAAAAUGUGAUUCUACCACCAAUGCUUUAGGGUUCUGUCCUCAUAUUUAUUUACUUAAAAAUGAAGACAUACGUUUUUUCCAGCUGCUUUAAAUAUAUAUUAGAAACAUGAAUGCUGGGCUGGAAUGAUGGGGAUGAUGGUUGCUCUUUGUUGUGUUCCUAGAAACACUUUUUUUCCCCUUUUAGAAAAAAAAAAAUGUAGACAUUCAGCCUAAAAACACAUAAGGAAGAGCGUACAGUUAUCAUACGGCUUUAAUUUAGUUCUUUUUUUUUGUUUUUUUUGUUUGACACCUUGAGGGGACCUGCACAGUCACACAACAUGAUGUACUCUAAUACUGAACACUGGGUACUACGUUUUGUUUUUUCUAAAAAAAAAAAAAAAAAAACUGGUGUGUGUGAUGUAAUUGUGUGAGGAAACAUGGGUGUUGUGUUCUGAAAUAAAUUAUUUUCUCAAACGAA